This is a messenger RNA of Saprolegnia parasitica CBS 223.65, 2267 nucleotides long. RefSeq lists its product as hypothetical. The annotation marks the transcript as partial. The record is from RefSeq and is a predicted model, not a curated record. The transcript has 4 exons. Gene Ontology annotation, cellular component: nucleus. Gene Ontology annotation, biological process: protein ubiquitination; SCF complex assembly. Lineage: Eukaryota; Oomycota; Saprolegniomycetes; Saprolegniales; Saprolegniaceae.
AUGGCGACCUCGGACCUCUGCAACGAGCUCCAGAACGACAUUGAGCUUGGCCCGGACCUUGAGCGCAAGAUCUGCGCUGCGGUCCUCAAGCAGCUGGAUGAUAAGUCCAACGACGUGCAGUCGAUCGCUGUGAAAUGUUUGGGUAUCCUUGUGACGAAGGUCCAGGAGAAGCAAGUUGGCGACAUCUGCGAGAAGCUUUGCGACUUGAUCUUUACGGGCAAGCCCGAGCUCCGUGACAUCUACUCGAUCGGCCUCAAGACCAUCUUGACGGACGUUUCGCAGAAGACUGGUGCGUCGAUCUCGACGGCGCUCUGCGGUCGCCUCCUCAACGGUAUCUCGCAUUACGCAGACCAGGCCAUCAAGUCGGAGACGCUGGACAUCUUGACGGAACUCUUGAAGCGCUUCGGCGCCGACUUCCAGUCCGAGCAUGUGGCCAUCAUGGACCUUCUUCUAAAGGAGCUCAGCGAUGAACGAGCCUUUGUGCGCAAGCGCGUGACGUCGUGCCUUGGUGCGCUGGGUGUUGUCGCAGCCGACGCUCUUCUGCACCGUUUGGUCGAACACUUGCUCCAAAGCGUCGAAAACAACCACGAAGCGGACAAGCGCACGCUGAUCCAGACGAUCGGUACGCUCUCGCGCUCGGUGGGACAUCGUCUCGGCCGUCAUCUCCCCGUGAUUGUCCCGCUCUUCUUGACGUUUUGCGGCUCCCCAGACGACGAAUCGAUGCAAAACGACGUCUCGAACGAGCUUCGCGAGAAUUGCUUCCAGGGCCUAGAGUCGUUCUUGCUGCGCUGCCACGCGGAGAUCACGGUACACGUCAAGAACAUCAUUGCCACGGCCAUGAAGUUCACGAAGUACGACCCGAACUACAUGUAUGACUCGGAGAACGAAGACAUGGACGAGGACAUGGACGAUGAAGAGCAGUACAGCGAACCCGAGGACAAUGAUUACAGCGACGACGAUGACGCGAGCUGGAAGGUGCGCCGUGCUGCGCUUCGCGUCAUGUCGGCCGUUAUCACCACGCGCCCGGAGCUCCUCGACGACAUCUACGCCGAAUGCAGCGAGCCGCUUGUCUCGCGUUUCAAGGAGCGGGAAGAGAGCGUCCGCAUCGACGUUUUCUCGGUCUUCUCGGACCUCCUGCGCGUCACGCUUGUGCAUUUGGCGCCCGUGAGCUCGGGCAACCCCGAAGCUGGUGGCCAUCCCGCGCUUGUCCGCCAGCGCUCGUGCGGUGGCCAGCUCCACACGCGUGUUGGUACGAUCUUGGGCGCCGCGAACAAGCAGCUUGGCCCCAAAAUUUCGGUGGCCACGCGAUGCGCCGUCUUCGGUAUGCUGCGCGAGCUCGCCCAGGUGGAAGAAGGCCAGUUGGGUCCCUUCAUGGACUCGUUGAUGCCGAACAUUUUGAAGGCCCUCGAGGACCGCAACUCGAGCCUCAAACUCGACGCACUCAUCUUUUUGCGCCAGCUCAUGGCCACCCACGAGCCGUCGCUCUUCACAAAGCACAUGAAGGCGAUUGUUCAUUUGGCUGUCGCCAAUGCCAACGACGAGUGGUACAAAAUUGUUGCCAAGUCGCUCUCCCUCGUUGGCACGAUCGUGCACGUUAUCCGUCCAUCGACUGGCGCGGUGUUGGCCCAAGACAUGGCGGUCUUUGUACAGCCCCUCUUCAACGCGGUGCUCCCGCGCCUCAAGGCGUACGACAUUGAUCAAGAGAUCAAGGAUGGCGCUAUCGCGAGCAUGGGCCUUAUCAUCUCCACGAUCGGCGAUCAUCUGAGCAGUGACGACCUCAACGCGGUGCUGCCCAUGAUUCUCGAGCGCAUGCAAAACGAAAUCACUCGCAUUGCUGCCAUGAAGUCGUUGUCGACGAUCGCCCGCUCGCCGCUGCCGCUGGACCUCUCGAUCAUAUUGACGGACGCCAUUGUCUGCCUCUCGCAGCUUUUGCGCCAGCAGUCGCGCACGCUCAAGCAGACGGCGUUGGAUACGCUCAUCGCCUUGGUUCAAAGCAAGGGUGCGUCGGUGGCUGCUGCGAGCCUCUGUGACACGAUUCAAGAAGCGUCGGCCUUGAUUUCGGACUCGGACUUGCAACUGAGCCAGCUCUCGUUGACGCUCGUCUCGGCCAUUCUUACGACGUCGCCGUCGGCAGCCUCGGACGCUGUGGUCGUGACCAAGGUGUUGCCCAACGCGCUGCUCUUGUCUGCGAGCGCCCUGCUUCAGGGCCCCGCCUUGGAAGCGCUCUUUGUGCUCUUGCGCCAGCUCGUCGCUGCCGAAAGCCAUGG